This is a messenger RNA of Penicillium oxalicum, 1017 nucleotides long. RefSeq names its product holocytochrome c synthase CYC3. The transcript has 3 exons. The record is from RefSeq and is a predicted model, not a curated record. Gene Ontology annotation, molecular function: holocytochrome-c synthase activity. Lineage: Eukaryota; Fungi; Ascomycota; Eurotiomycetes; Eurotiales; Aspergillaceae. Gene Ontology annotation, cellular component: mitochondrion. Gene Ontology annotation, biological process: cytochrome c-heme linkage. Bases 1 to 1017 code for a protein of 338 amino acids.
AUGGGUUGGUUUUGGGCGGAUUCACAGUCAAAGGUGCCUGCUCCGCCGCACCCAACGACGCCUGGCGCGGCGAUUCCACCUGGAUGUCCCAUGCACGAGUCUGGCUCAUCGCCCGCCGUUCCACCUGCUGUAGUCACCCAAAAUGCCGCCGAACCUCCCAGUAACUGUCCCAUGCACAAGGCAAAGGACUCGCCUUUCGCUGCAGUCACUGGCGCAAAGCCCUCGUCCAACUCACCCGCUCCGUCGGAGCCCGCUGCUCCCCAACAGUCCACCCUGUCCAAAUUGAACCCGCUGAACUACAUGUUCGCUUCCAUCUCGCAGGAGCGUGCGCCCCAGCAGACCGUAGAUCUCUCGGUCGAUCGAGAGACUUCGUCUAUCCCGCGAGGAGAUUCCCAGGGUAAUUGGGAGUAUCCCUCUGCGCAACAGAUGUACAAUGCCAUGCUGCGCAAGGGGUACACCGAUACGCCCCAGGAUGCCGUCGAGUCCAUGGUUGCAGUGCACAACUUCUUGAACGAAGGUGCAUGGAACGAGAUUGUGGGCUGGGAACGCACCUUCGCCAAGGGUCUUGGAGCAGGAUGGGAGCGAUGCCGACGCGGCGAGGAGAAUCUGGGAUAUCAGCUCAUGAAGGAGGAAAUGACGGGGCAAAUCGAUCAGGCGAGCGAGCCUCGAUUGAUCCGUUUCCAGGGUCGACCAAAGGAGUUGACUCCUAAGGCUCGUAUUCUUCAGACCCUGGGAUGGGUAUAUCCAUCCAAGUUUGAGACCACUCCUCCCUUCGACCGCCACGACUGGUUCGUUCAGCGUCAGACUCCCUCCGGUCCCAAGGAGGUUCGCUACGUGAUCGAUUACUAUUCGGGUGACCCUGAGCCCAGUGGCCAGCCCGUCUUCUACCUUGAUAUUCGUCCUGCCCUCGACUCUCCCACCGCUGCGGUGGAGCGACUGAUGCGAUGGGGAGGCGACGUCUGGUGGCGAGCCAGUGGCGGUGCCGCUCGUGAACCUGGUCCCAGUCAUGGCCAUUGA